AUGGCGUCGUCCGGGGUGGGCAUCGCGGCCGCCGCGGCGCGGCACCGCGCGCAGGUCCUGAAGGCGUACCGAGACCUCGUCGACGUCGCGCGCCGGUCGCGCCCGGUCGCGAACCGCGAGAAGAUCGUGGCGGAGGCGCGAGACGCGAUCCGCGCGAACGCGGACGAGCCCUCCGAGUCGAAGCGACUCGAGCACCUCAAGAAGCUCGUCGCGAGGGUGGGAUACCUCCGGAUGACGACCCGGAAGGGAGGGAGGCACAAGAGAGAGGCCGGGACGUUCGUCGUGCGCGAGGGGAAGCUCGUGGAAGGCGGCGCGGAGAGGGAGAAGCGCGUCGCGGACGGGACCAUCUCGAUGCAGGAGGCGCACGAGCUGCACGACCGGCUGAUGCGGCGGCAGUACUUCGGGCAGACGCCGCCGCCGCAGUGCCCGAUGCUGUGA
Molecule: messenger RNA, 438 nt
Organism: Micromonas pusilla CCMP1545
Lineage: Eukaryota; Viridiplantae; Chlorophyta; Mamiellophyceae; Mamiellales; Mamiellaceae
Exons: 1
Coding region: 1-438 (145 amino acids)
Source: RefSeq, a predicted model, not a curated record